AUGUCGAACAAUACUCCAUUGCCGUCGUCUUUCGAUGGCAAUACUGAUUUCUAUGAAGAAAAUCGCUGGCAGAAACUAACUCGCCGUCUUAAAGAAGAGCCUCUCAUUCCCCUGGGUUGUAUCCUCACCUCCCUCGCUCUCGUCGGCGCAACCCGCUCCAUCCGAGCCGGCGACCACAACCGCACUCAACGCAUGUUCCGCGCACGUAUCUACGCGCAAGGCUUCACCCUCCUAGCUAUGGUUGCCGGAUCCAUGUACUGGGAUUCCGACCGUAAGAAGCGCAAGGAAUUUGAGGGAGUAUUGUCGGAGCAAAAAGCUAAAGAGAAGAAUGAAGCUUGGAUUAGAGAAUUAGAGGCCAGAGAUGAGGAGGAGAAGGAGAUGAGGAGGGUGAGGGAUGAAAGGAGAAGAAGGGCGGAGGGAAGACCGGCACCAAAGGCUGUGGUAACGGAUGCGCCAGUGGAGGAAGGGGAGAAGACGAAGGGGGGAGUCAUGGAACAGAUGAGUGGUUUGGUGUGGGGAAAGAAAUGA
Molecule: messenger RNA, 528 nt
Organism: Botrytis deweyae
Lineage: Eukaryota; Fungi; Ascomycota; Leotiomycetes; Helotiales; Sclerotiniaceae
Exons: 3
Coding region: 1-528 (175 amino acids)
Biological process (GO): mitochondrial respirasome assembly
Cellular component (GO): mitochondrion
Source: RefSeq, a predicted model, not a curated record